Molecule: messenger RNA, 1709 nt
Organism: Coregonus clupeaformis (lake whitefish)
Lineage: Eukaryota; Metazoa; Chordata; Actinopteri; Salmoniformes; Salmonidae
Exons: 4
Coding region: 207-980 (257 amino acids)
Source: RefSeq, a predicted model, not a curated record
UGAACAGUGACCAAGAACAAUUUCAACGUUAGCGUUUUUAUUGUUGUUGUUUAGACGUUUAUUAACACCAUGGAACUCAAAAUAUGACAAAUUUAACCGCACAGCAUCACAUACUUAGCCCAUGUAGUCUUUAAUUCGCGUUGGAGACAGGACUUGGUUGAUAGAUGUUAUAGGUAACGUUAGCUAGCUGCUAACGUUAGCUAACAAUGGCUAACUGUAUGGUUUUUCACACUCAAAUAGCCUCCAUUAUGGAGGUGCUAGCAAAUGCAGCCGUGGCAGAGAUUUGUAAACUCGUAGACGACGACUAUGCAGAGUUUCGUUUGGAAAUUUCUCAAAGCCAGAAAGAAAACAGGACGUUGCGGAGGAAACUACAGCUGCUGGAACUGAAGGUGGCACGGGAGCGCGCAGACAGGACAGUGCGGGAGCGCGUCCUCGCCAGUAGUCCCAGCAGUGUCAAGAUCCUCGACCGAUACAGAAGCAUAGCAAGAGGUGAAGGACAUCUCACUGGAGGCCAAAGGAGUUUUGUGAAGCCAGCGGGACAAAAUACAUGGAGAGAUGACCAACCAAUCACUGUUGAUGAGGGGAGUGGAACCUCAACCCAGCACGUUAUUGUGAUAGAGUCUGAAGAUGCAGAGGCUGCAAGUCCUGGAGGAUUGUCUCUGGUCAAGCAGGAGAGGACUGAAGGAGAGGAGGACCCACGGCACAGCAGAGACAUCCAGACUGGAGCAGCGUCUGGAGUGCCCCCUGUAGCCACAGAGGACCUCUUCGCCGCCCCAGCCCAGCCCAGGUCCCGACGCAGCAUCACGGAGGAGGAGAAGAGUCCAGAGGUGCUGCUGGUGAAGGAGGAGGGGUGUGAGAAGCGUUUGGGGAACCCUGAGGGGACCAUUGUCAUGGAAGACAACCAGACUACACCUCCUCCUGAACCCCCAGCUGAGCAGCACAGGACCACACACAGUCUCACUGAGGUGAGCCCACUGUGAACUAUUAUUAGAAUGGUAUUAGUUCAUGGCCCGUAUCCACAGUGUCUAGAGUUUUACCUUUUAGAUCAUAAUGAAUAAUACUAUACAGAAAUGUAUUUCCAUAUUGUUCUUCAGAAAACGUAUUGUUUAUGUUUAAGUUACAUAAACUAGUCUUAAAACUAGAGAUUAUCAGUAUCGUUGGAUUUACAGAGCUGGGAACCCACAGAGGUCCAGACCAAGGGAUUAAAGCCAGACAGGGCCGCUGCCAACCUCCUCAUCUACAAACUAAGGAUCAAUUUUCGAGUGAGUAAAAUUACAGUUUGAAUGUCAGAUUGUUAUUGAACCAAUCCUGCUACAGAAGCAGUAUUGUUAUAGCCUGGGUGCCAGUCUGUUUCAGCUUUCUGCCGACAACCUUAUUGGAUUGUUAUGCAAAUAUCAUAUUGCCACGAUGGAAUUGGCAAGAGAGUAGAAACAGACCGGUACUCAGACUAUUGAUAGGCCUACAUUAUUACCUGAACAAGGACUGGGUCCUCCUGGUCCAGGGUGGGCUCAUGAUCUUUAUGAAUAAACAAUAAAGGAUAAUUUUCUGUAAGUUUAAGAAAUACUGCAAGACACCAGACAUCUGUCCAUGUAGUUAGGCUGAUCUUAUAUUUUAUUUGUAUUUUAUAUUGUGUGAUAUCACAUUGUAUUUAUGUGUCUGCAUAAUGUACCAAUAUGUUCAAUUAAACCUAAAGCAAAGGUUUGGUUUCA